UUGUCUUUACUAGCAAAGGUGUUAACAGGAAUGAAUAUGCGGCAAUAUGUGGCAUGGCGCAAGCGCUGGUUCGUGCUCCGCAGAGGCCGCAUGAGCGGGAACCCGGACGUGCUGGAGUACUACAGGAACAACCACUCCAAAAAACCCAUUCGCGUCAUCGACCUCAAUGAGUGCGAAGUGUUGAAGCACUCGGGGCCCAACUUCAUCAAGAAGGAAUUUCAAAACAACUUUGUCUUCAUUGUGAGAACCACCUACCGAACAUUCUACCUGGUAGCCAAAACCGAGGAGGAAAUGCAGAUCUGGGUGCACAACAUCAGCCAGAUCUGUAAUUUUGGACAUUUAGAAGAUGGCACAGGUUCUGUGGAAAGCCUGUCACACACCACAUCAUCACCGCAGCCCUCGCCAGCCGCCUCCACCCACGCCUCCCGUGUUGCCGACCCUUCCUUCUCUGUCGACGGGGCCGCAGCCGACCCCUCUGCUGCUGAGGAGACCCCUAGCGAGUCGGAGUCGGUCUUCCUCCCCGAUUACCUCUUCCUCUCCAACUGCGAGUCGGGCAAGCUGGGUCACAACAGAUGUGAUAGCUGGUCAAACUCUGACCGAUCACUGGAGCAGACCUCAUCGGACGACGUUUUUGUAGACUCUUUGCAGUCCCAACCCUCCUUGUACCUUGUGCAGCCAUCCAGUGCUGGUGCUGUGCACCAGGAUGGGGCUCCUGUGGCAAACCAUGGAGAUGUCUCCGGGAACAUAGACAUUACUGGCCCAUCCUGUGACUUUUCCUCCUCAUCUCCAUUGCUGGGAACACCACUAACACCAACUUUGCAGAUUGACAAGAGCCAAAACGCGCUGCCCUAUGGAGUGACCAAGCUGGAUGUGCUAUCUAACACUCCGCCGCCCCGACCACCAAAGCCUACCCACUUCUGUGACAGGAGAGGGGAAGAGUCCAGUACUGGAGCCCUCCACAAUGGUCACGUGGGGAUCUGCCGGGCCCAGGUUGCUUUGGUGCCGAGGAGAAUCUCCUUGUCCAGUUUAGACAACGUCAGGAAUUGGAAAGCAGACAUGGAAGGCAGUUCUUUGAGGAGCCGGGAUAAGAGGCUUAGCUUGAAUUUGCCGUGUCGAUUCUCCCCGCUUUACUCGACUGCAUCAGACAGCACGGAGGACAGCUAUGUGCCCAUGCGCCCCAGCACCUCCCCAUCCAUCCCUGGCUCCAACUGCUCAUCCGAUGGCUACAUUCCCAUGAGCCCAGGCUCAGCCAUAUUUACCUUCCCGGUCAUCAGCACUGAAAAACUCACCAGCCCCCUGCCCGAGCUUCCCUCAGACGUGGAGCCCCCGCCAGUGAACCGAGACCUCAAGCCUCGUAGGAAAUCACGGCCUCCUCCACUGGACCUGAGAAACCUCUCCACAAUCCGCGAACAUGCGGCCGUGACCAGGAUGUGGACUGUGCCUUACAAUCGAAUGAGCUUUAUCUCACCAGAAAGAGACGGUAUUAAUUCAGCAAGAAUAUUUGCCAAUUCAGUUUCCGGAGAAGAGGAAGAAAGUUACAUUCAUAUGGACCACAGACAGGCAACAUCUCCAUACAAUGGUGCUUUUCCAUGGACAAGGAAAUCUAACCUUGAUUACUUAGCAUUGGAUUUUAAUUCUGCUUCCCCAUCCCCUGUACAGAAGAAACCUUUUCUCUCUGAGGAGCAAAGAGUGGACUAUGUCCAGGUAGAUGAGCAGAAGACUCAGGCUUUACAGAACACUAAGCAAGAAUGGACAGAUGAGAGGCAAUCUAAAGUUUAAAGGAGGAAGGUUUGGGAUUGAAGGAUUUUUUUU
Messenger RNA from Nothoprocta perdicaria, 1812 nucleotides. It is a transcript of the gene GAB3, whose product is annotated as GRB2 associated binding protein 3. Bases 31 to 1779 code for a protein of 582 amino acids. The record is from RefSeq and is a predicted model, not a curated record. Lineage: Eukaryota; Metazoa; Chordata; Aves; Tinamiformes; Tinamidae. The transcript has 10 exons.